Molecule: messenger RNA, 1735 nt
Organism: Dioscorea cayenensis subsp. rotundata (Guinea yam)
Lineage: Eukaryota; Viridiplantae; Streptophyta; Magnoliopsida; Dioscoreales; Dioscoreaceae
Product: transcription factor MYC3-like
Exons: 1
Coding region: 63-1418 (451 amino acids)
Biological process (GO): regulation of DNA-templated transcription
Cellular component (GO): nucleus
Molecular function (GO): DNA-binding transcription factor activity; transcription cis-regulatory region binding; protein dimerization activity
Source: RefSeq, a predicted model, not a curated record
UUCCCUGUUUGUUUGAUCACCGGAUCAUAUCAUUCUCAAAAAUUAAUUAAGCUCUAGUAAACAUGAUGGAUGAACUCAUCUCUCCCACAUCCUCAUGCUCUCCUCCUGCACCUAUGCAACCAUUCCUCUCCUUCCCUGCGGCUCCUUCUCCUCUCCAGCACCGUCUCCAGUGUCUCCUUGCUGCCCGUCCUGAAUGGUGGGCUUACGCCAUUUUCUGGCGUGUCUCCACCGAGCACCAGCACCAUCCUCACCCAAUUCUAUCUUGGGGUGAUGGUCAUUUCCGUGGUGCUCAUGAUGAGGACGGUGCGCUCCUCGAGAGGAAGCGCACGUCCUGUGGGACUACUAUUCAUGCGUUGCUUAACAAUGAUACUGACUCUGAGAUCACUACUACUGAUCACGGUGGCUCCGGCUGUGUCUCGGACGUGGAAUGGUUCUAUGUGGUGUCGCUGACGAGGUCGUUUGGUGUCGGUGACGCUGCAGUCCCUGCACGCUCUUUCGCGUCGGUGUCUCCGAUAUGGCUAGUGGGCGGUCACGCUCUGCAGGCAUGUGGCUGCGAUCGAGCUAGAGAAGCCCAGCUGCAUGGGAUUGAGACGCUGGUUUGCAUCCCAACUUCCGGUGGAGUUCUCGAGCUCGGCUCCUCCGAUUUGAUCCCGGAGAACUGGGCGCUCGUGCAGCAAGCCAAAGCUAUUCUCCUCGCACCUAACGAGGCUCUCGGCGGCAUUUCAGCCACUUCCACUAGACCCAUCAUGAAGAAAGAGAGCAUGGUGGGAGCGCCCGGGUUGUCCUCCUCGGUGGACUCCGACCAUUCCGACUCAGACGGUGGGUUGAUGACCGGACGACGACCGCCUAAGAAGCGUGGAAGAAAGCCCGGGACUGGAAGGGACACCCCGGUUAACCACGUUGAGGCAGAACGGCAACGAAGAGAGAAGUUGAACCAUAGGUUCUACGCAUUGCGCUCAGUAGUACCCAAUGUGUCUAGAAUGGACAAGGCAUCACUUCUAGCCGACGCCGUUUCAUACAUCAAGGAGUUGAAAGCUCGUGUAGAGGAGCUUGAAGCCGAGUCCAAGACGGUGAAGAAAGAGAUCCUUGUUGUGGAUAAGUCUAGUGGUGCAGUUACUAGUAGUGCAACAACCUCUUCAUCUUCAAUCAGUGGAGGUGGAGGACCGGCUACUAUGGAACUGGAAGUACGAGGGCUUGGUUCGGAUGAGGCAAUGAUUAGAGUGAAGUCAGAGAACGUGAACCACCCUACAGCGAAACUGAUGGAGGCUUUGAAGGAGUUGGAGUUGCAGGUGCACCAUGCGAGCGCGUCGAGCGUGAAGGAGAUCAUGUUGCAGGAUGUGGUGGUGAGAGUUCCUUAUGGACUGGAAAGUGAGGAGAGCCUCAAGAAUGCUCUGCUUGCGCGGUUGGAGAAGGAUUAAUGAUGUUAUGAUCGAUGUUAAUGUGAUUUUGUUCUUCUUGUUAGGUUUUUAGAACUCUAAGUCUCACAUGUUUGUUGGUUUCUCAUGGUGUUUGCGUUGUUACUAUGUGUUGAAUAAUAAGAGUGGGAAUAAGAGGUCAGUUUGGUGGUUUAGUUAGUCGUAUGUUUGGGUUGGAAGAGGAUCUCACAGGGAUGAUGCUGUAAGCCUGCAAUGUCAUUCUCUGGCAGUGAGGCAGAUAUUGUUCAGAAUCAGGUGAUUUUGAAGAUGUGGACCCAGAAGAACAUAUAUCGUUGUCCCAGCAAUGUUAUUUAGAACUA